AUGGGCGGGGAGAGUCCUGUGUGCAUGGGCUGUGUCCCCGCCCUCACGCCCAUCGCCGCUCUCCAAGCCAGAUCCCCCAGGCUCCACGGUGACCAGGAACUCUCGCUAAGGCCCCGGAUCCAAGAACAGCGGGCACCCAUGGGCCGGGGGCGUGGCCCUCGGGGUGGCUGUCGUGGUGACGUCCUGCACGCCCCUUCGCACGCCCGCACGGCCAAAGCCCCGCCGUUCCUACUCCUCGUCGGCCCACCGUCCAAGGACAAGGAUGUUGUUGUCAAUCUCGCUGUUUCCUAUUUGGGGAUCGAGCUGACGACGGUCGGCGCGCGCAAGGGGGCCCUGGCGGCGCUGCAGAAGGGCGAAGACAGAGAGCCCGGCGAAGGAGGGAAGGAAGCCUCGUCCCCUCGCCUGGUUUGCCUCCCUGCGUCACUCCUUCGCGGCCGAGAAGUGUUAGAUGCUGUCCUUAAACUGACGACCGGACCUGUUUUAAAUGUCAAAAACAAGAAGGUGGUGCUGGUGACCGGGAGUCGGGAGGAGGUAUGGCCGUUGCAGAAAGACCUGGCGACGGUGGCUCGUCAAGGGCGCGUGGUCUGCCUGCCCGCCCACACCGCCGCCCACCACGAAAGUUUCAUUGCUAAACUCCUGCGGAAGAAGGAAGCGCUGAAGGACGAGAACGAAAGUACGUGCUCACAGGUGGCAGAGUUCAUGGCUUACGUCCACGAGAGCUACUGUAACACCCCUGUGGGAGGGUCUUUGCCCAAAGCGCCCCCGCGUGCGCCAGGGGAAAUCUCACAGCCGAAGAUGCAGCAGCUUCCUUCUGUGGUGGCGAUGGAAGACCUGGUCACUACCUUUGUCAUGAGACUCAAGGAGCGGAAGGAGAACACGCAGAAGAAGCUUCGCGACCUCCGGACCGCCGUCGGUCGCGUGGGAGAGCUGGAGGGUCACGUGACUUCCCCUUUAAAGACCACCACCCGCCGGGGAGAAAACGCUUGGGGAGGGGGCCCCCGAAACACCAAGAUCAAGGAGAAUUUGAAGAAGUCCGCGUGGGAAAUCAGAUACAGUUUUACUAUAUCUGACAUUGAAGUAGUCUGUCUACUGUAUUGUACAAGCGUCCGAAGACACUUUGAGACACAGAAAAACUCUCCAGAGCCCCUAGACAUAAAAAACCUUUGCGGGGGGAACCUCCCAGCUCGAGACAAAACGCCCGAGGCUGUUCGCGAAGAUAAGGGGACACCAAAGUCCUCUUCUAAAGGGUCAAAGGCGGAUUCGAGGUUGUCCAUUUGCACCUUUCUACGUUCUCUCCUUCACUGCCACCCUCUAGUCUCAACCCCACACAUGCCUACAACCCCACACGCCCACACACCCGCACACCCGUUCACGAGCACAAACACACCCUUGAAUACAAGUUGCAUCGGCUCUUUAGAGUUCCUGGCGACGUGGCUGAGGGAGGGUCACCGUCUCUAA
Messenger RNA from Penaeus monodon (black tiger shrimp), 1458 nucleotides. RefSeq lists its product as uncharacterized. The record is from RefSeq and is a predicted model, not a curated record. The coding region runs from base 1 to 1458 and encodes 485 amino acids. The transcript has 10 exons. Lineage: Eukaryota; Metazoa; Arthropoda; Malacostraca; Decapoda; Penaeidae.